UUGGCACAACGCUCUUACCCACUAAGCCACCUGCCGCCCCCUAGCUAGGUAGCUAACGUUGUGCCCUGCGUUCGUGUCAACGGGGCCAAGCGAGAGGAUGAUGAUCCAACUACGCUAGCUAGAAACCGUCUAGAUGGAUCCAAACAAGUUGAUGUGCUAAGAGGAUGUUGUUUAUCCAGUGAUGGGUGUCUGACUGAAUUUUUCAACGAUAAACUUUUGACCAGAGUCUAGAAGAUGACUCAACGUCUGGUGAUGCCAGCGAUGGAGGUGAUCUCUUACGACAUAGCUUCUGGCACUGAAUUUGGCACUAUAUUAUUGACGUCAAAUCAUAUUUCUGCCAGUGAGAUGUUUGACGUUGUUUAAACGUUUCUAAAAGUGCCUCUUCGUAGCCUACAUUUCAGCUAGAUAGAAAACAUAGCUAAGCUAGCUUGGUUGUUCUGGCCAAGUCUGAGCUAACGCGUUAGUAAUUCGCAUUCACUUCAAUAUCGACUGCUUAUCAGACGCAAUUACAGAGGGAAGUGCUCAACUACUGAAAACAGAAAAUUACAUCGACGUCCCAGCUUUGUUGUGAUUUAUUGUGGGACUGUCACCUUGCUUAUGUUACGUUAGCUACCGUUGGCUAACUAUUAGGUAACUAUUAGCUAGCUAACCUCUGACUACAGUGACGUUACUAGCUAAUGUUAUGUAUGUCUGGCCAUAACAAGCAGCUAGCAUUAGUAGCUACACAGCUAGUCCCCCGUUACUGGCUUCGUGUUGGUCACAAAAUGCAUCAACAGGACUUUUCCGGAGAUUCUACUGGGUCUAGGAAGAUGUCUUUCCACAAUAGAAGAGGCAGUAACACCACCGGUAGUGGUGGAGUAUCUGGGUCUGCUGCGGGUAGCAGUAAUGUAAUUCCCACUGAUGAUUAUCAGUCAACUAGCCAGGCUGGGUCCUCCUGCCCUGGGCCACACCACCACCCCCAGAGCCUUAACCUCUCCCAGCCCGGGGCUCAGGUGAAAAAGAAGAGUGGCUUCCAGAUAACUAGCGUGACCCUGGCCCAGGUCUCUGUUAGCACCAACAACAGCAUAGCGGACGACACAGAGAGUUAUGAUGACAUGGAUGAGUCCCACACAGAAGACCUUUCCUCCUCUGAAAUGCUGGACGUGUCCGUAUCUCGGGACACCGGCGUCCCGGAGAGAAGCUCCUCGGAUGAGACCCUGAACAGCCCCCAUGGGGUGGAGACCCCAGGCGCAGCGUCCCCUAACCAACCCCUGAUCCCUCACUCCCUACCCCAGGGCCCUCCUAGCGAACCCCUGCAGCCUCGGGGUCCUCCGCAGCCUGGCAACAUGGUGAACGGGACUGUGCAUAAUCUGCAAGAGAAUGUGGUGGCAGCAGCCUUUACUGUCUCAGUGGCAGGGGGGAGUUCCUCUGGAAUGGCUGGGCCCAACCAGACCCAGAUGGGGCAGGGUAUGGUGGAGAAUACCACCACUCAGUUCUCUGGUACCAUCACUGCUGGGCCAGGCAUGGAUGUGUCAUCCAUAGACGGUGGUAGUGGUGUCCCUCCCUCUGCGGACCCUAUAAGCUUUGACAGUAGUGGAGGCCGUCAAGGGACAUCCAGUGGAGUAGGGUCUCUCCCUGGAGGCACAGGGCCCACCAAUAGCACCCAGAUUGGGAUGGCAGGAGUGGUGGCACAGGCUAUGACCUCCAGCACCCAGACACAGACCCAAGCCGCUCCGGGGUCUCGCUUCAGAGUGGUGAAGCUGGACUCUAACUCGGAGCCGUUCCGUAAGGGAAGAUGGAUGUGUACAGAGUACUAUGAGAAGGAGGUUCCCCCUGCCGCGCCGACUUCUGACCCAGCCCCUGCACCCAGCGCUGCCGGCCCAGAGAGCGAAGCAUGGAAUGGGAGUGUGGUGGCCAGUGUUGUCCAGUACGGAGGCCCAGAGAUGGAAGCAUGGAAUGGGAGUGUGGUGGCCAGUGUUGACCAGUACGGAGGCCCAGAGAUGGAAGCAGGGAAUGGGAGUGUGGUGGCCAGUGUUGUCCAGUACGGAGGCCCAGAGAUGGAAGCAGGGAAUGGGAGUGUGGUGGCCAGUGUUGUCCAGUACGGAGGCCCAGAGAUGGAAGCAGGGAAUGGGAGUGUGGUGGCCAGUGUUGUCCAGUACGGAGGCCCAGAGAUGGAAGCAGGGAAUGGGAGUGUGGUGGCCAGUGUUGUCCAGUACGGAGGCCCAGAGAUGGAAGCAGGGGCAUCCCAGACCCUGCAGCCAUACCAGCAGCACCAGGACUACACCAGCCCUCAGACUGUCCACAUGGUCCCUCAGGACCCUAACCCUCUCCUGCUGCAGCAGACCAGCAUGGUCCCCCCUGGUACUCUACCUGCAGCCCCCCAGGGUGCUGGGAGUCAAGCCAUGCCCCAGCAGGUGCCCUAUGCUAUGGACCAUGCCCAGACAGGCCAGCCCACGCAGCAGCUCCCAGCGGUGCUAGUGAGCCAGACAGGCAGCCGGCCUCCAGACUUCAUCCAGCCUACGGCUCCUCUCCAGUCCCAGGUCCUCCCCCCACACCCUGGCUCUCUUGGGGUGUCCAUGCCUGGCCCAGCCGCUGUCCCUCAACCCCUUCCGAGUCAGCUCCAGAAUCUCCCAGCCCAGCAGCUGCACCCUCACCCCCAGCACCCUUCCGCCCCUUUCGUGACCACACUCCGAGCCGACCUCCAGCCCCUCCUGACCCACGGGGUGCCCCUCAGCCACACCAGCCUGGCCCAAAGCGGGGCUCCGUACGGGGGCAGCAUCCCCAGCCUGACGGCAUCCCAGCUGGAGGAUGCCCAGAGGCUGCUGUUCCAACACCAGUCCCGGCUG
Molecule: messenger RNA, 2825 nt
Organism: Coregonus clupeaformis (lake whitefish)
Lineage: Eukaryota; Metazoa; Chordata; Actinopteri; Salmoniformes; Salmonidae
Product: TSC22 domain family protein 1-like
Biological process (GO): regulation of transcription by RNA polymerase II
Source: RefSeq, a predicted model, not a curated record